AUGACCAAUAAUAUUUACGGCCUUCAUCUCAAUGACAUACCCGCUCCAAAAAGAACUACAAUGUCAAUACUAGCUUGUGAGAUGCACAUUUUUUUUCGUUCAUACUUAUCGGUGUACGCAAAACUCCAAAUUCAUCGGUGUACGCAAAACUUCAAAUUUUCCUUCGAUGAAUAUUCUUCUUGGGUUUGUGAUGCUUCUUCUCCAAAUAUGGAGUCUUGGAAAAAGGGUUUUGACUGUUAUUUGUGGGAUGGGGUCGAUUGUGACAACAAGACGGGUCAAGAGUUGGAUAUAGGGUUCAAUGAUGCUCUCACGGGUUAUCUACCUGAUUUCAUGAAUUUGAGCUAUCCUCUACAGUUCUUAGAUCUCUCGUUCUCAGGUUUUUUUGGAGAAUGGCCGGACUUAGUCGCUAAUCUGAAGUCCUUGAAGUCCUCUUUGCUGGAGAUUAUUGAUUUGAGCAAUAACAACCUAUAUGGCACUGUUCCAAAUUCCACCUUUGAACUCCCAAACCUUACCCACCUUAUUCUUUCUUCAAAUAGCUUUUCUGGCACAAUUCUUGAAUCAAAUAGAUUCAGGGAAAAUCUCAUUGUGCUCGAUUUACAAAUGAAUAACUUCUCUAGCACCAUUCAUGAUUCAAUUACCAAGAGAAAUAUAUUGACAACUAUCAAUCUUAAUGGCAAUGGGUUUGAAGGUCCAAUACUGAAGUCUCUAGUUAAUUGUAGAAAACUGGAAGUGCUAAGUCUCAGAAGAAACAAGUUUGUUGGCAAAUUUCCGCAUUGGACAACAAUUCCCUUCCCAUUGUUGCGAGUUCUUGAUAUGUCAAACAAUAUUUUCUCUGGUACAUUGCCAAAAAAGUACUUCACAAAAUUUGAAGCAAUGAUGAAUGUGGAUGAUGUAGAUUUUCGUUUGAAUUACAUGAUAAAUACUGGAGCUUUUCAUAGAGAUUAUUAUGAUUCUUUGACUAUGGUAAUCAAAGGAUCGACCAUGGAAAUGGAAAAAAUCCUUACAAUCUUCUCAGCCGUUGACUUAUCAAGAAACAAGUUCGGGGGUGAAAUUCCUGAGGUCAUCGGUGCGGUAAAUUUGAUUCGAGGACUCAACUUAUCACACAACAGCCUCACAGGUUAUAUACCAAAGUCCCUUGGUAAUUUGACGGAGCUUGAAUGGUUAGACCUCUCACCAAACAAGCUCAUUAGGGUGAUCCCUCAACAACUCACGAACUUAAACUUUCUCGGAACUCUUAACCUUUCGCAGAAUCGCCUAACUGGGCCUAUACCUCGAGGCAAACAAUUUGAUGCAUUUCCUAAUGAUUCUUACAUCAACAACUCGGCAUUAGGUGGACCUCCAUUGUCGAAUACAUUUGGGAUCCCAAGGCAACAGCCACCACCGUUGACAUUUGAAGAAGAAUAUUCAGAGUCCGUGAGUGUAUUUUGUUGGGAAGUCAUAUUGCCAGGGUAUGGAUCUGGACUGGUAAUUGGACUUGUCGUGGGAUAUCUUAUGUUCUCUUUCGGAAAACCUCAAUGGCUUGUGAAGAUGGUUGAAGAUGUAGGAAACAGAAACGGAAAGAGGCUGAAAAGAAAUGCUCGGAGACAUGGAGGCAGAUGGAAUUAG
Molecule: messenger RNA, 1605 nt
Organism: Rhododendron vialii
Lineage: Eukaryota; Viridiplantae; Streptophyta; Magnoliopsida; Ericales; Ericaceae
Product: receptor-like protein 43
Exons: 5
Coding region: 1-1605 (534 amino acids)
Molecular function (GO): protein binding
Source: RefSeq, a predicted model, not a curated record